AUGCUGAGCUGGGAUGCUAUUACACGUGGAAGGGUCUUCCUUGUAGAGAAACAGAGAGAAACUUGCUCGUUAGGCAAACGUUGUUGAUUACCAGAUUGAACCCCGAGAGUUGCAGUUGCUUUGUGUUUCCGUUCCCCACCGCCUUUAAAACCUCUCAUUCAAGAAAACUGGUUUUCUAAGGAAUACCAAACAAACCCCCCAACUCAAAAUCAGUAUUAGUCUUUGGAGAGUCCGUAAUCGAUUAAAUGGCGAGUGACAAGUCCGUGAUGGCGGUAAUCAGAGCCGCCAGACCUUCCUUCCGCAACAACCACGACAAGGUAGCGUUCGCCGUACAUGCUUCGUUCCUUGCCUCCGGCUUCGUCCUCACGGCCACUGGACCUCCGGCUUUCUCCGAUACUGCUCUCUCCUCUUCUUCCACCGAUGAAGUGGGUAUUGAUCAAUGGAACGAGCUGGACGAUGAAUACUCGUUCGUGUACUCAAAUCCUGAAAAGGAAUCUAAGAAGGUCUUGGUUAAGUGUCUGGUGAUGAACGAUAAGUUGAUCGUUGAUGCUUUGGCUAAUGGGGAUAGCGAGCCUGUUCAUCUCGAAAUUAAUGUUGGAGACUAUGUUGUUGAAAAUGGGGGCAGCAAUUAUUCUGCACAGUAUAAGAGUUUGGAUAAGCUCGUUGAGAAUCUGGACGCGGAAAUUUUGUCCAAAUUGGAUGGAUCUCGCAAAACCAACUUCUCAAGUAACCCUAGAAGUGCAGAAACCAGUGAUCGACCACAAAGUGUUAUAAUUGAGCCUGGUCCUGGAGUUCCUGAAUCUUCAGGAAUUGUAUAUCCACCUAUACAUCCUGGUGGUGGUAGUGAUCUUUUUCCUGGCCCUGGUGCUGGAAUGUAUCCUUCCAGGGGUGAUGUUGGCUCUGGAAGCAUGCUUGUGGGACCUCAUGACCCUCGUUGGUUUGGUGGAGUUGGUGAGCCUGGCUUUUCGGGAGGACUACCGGGUGUACCUCCAGGUGCUCGUUUUGAUCCCUAUGGUCCACCUGGUGUUCCUGGUUUUGAGCCCAAUCGAUUUAUAAGGAAUCCGCCGAGGAGGCCAGGUGGUGGUGGGACUCAUCCCGACCUUGAACAUUUUGGGGGUGAUUCAGAUUUCAUCUAGAGUGACUUUGGCAUUAUUGUCUCAAAUAAAACGGGUGAUAUCAAAGAUUAGGAGGAGUAGCACCAGUUUUAUAUUUUAUAUAAGUUUUUGCUACUUUUCGUUUUUGCAAAUGGAGUUUAGACUAUAAUUAUGUAAAUUAUAUAUAUAUAUAUAUAAACACAUGUAAUGCUUUAUGGGUA
This is a messenger RNA of Ziziphus jujuba (common jujube), 1315 nucleotides long. Its product is annotated as probable proteasome inhibitor. The transcript is spliced from 9 exons. Lineage: Eukaryota; Viridiplantae; Streptophyta; Magnoliopsida; Rosales; Rhamnaceae. The record is from RefSeq and is a predicted model, not a curated record. Gene Ontology annotation, biological process: proteasome-mediated ubiquitin-dependent protein catabolic process. The coding region runs from base 246 to 1136 and encodes 296 amino acids. Gene Ontology annotation, molecular function: endopeptidase inhibitor activity; proteasome binding.